Molecule: messenger RNA, 658 nt
Organism: Corythoichthys intestinalis (scribbled pipefish)
Lineage: Eukaryota; Metazoa; Chordata; Actinopteri; Syngnathiformes; Syngnathidae
Gene: mrps28
Product: mitochondrial ribosomal protein S28
Exons: 1
Coding region: 61-525 (154 amino acids)
Cellular component (GO): mitochondrial small ribosomal subunit
Source: RefSeq, a predicted model, not a curated record
CGCCGUAAAAACUCAUGGGAAGAAGAAGAGACUGUUUGUUUCUGGGAAGCUUGACUCAAGAUGUCGGCCGCGUGGAAGGUCGCCCGGCGCACGCUCGGCACGUUCACGCUCCGGAAAGCUUUCUGCACCGACGCCAACAAGCCAAAGUCGGGCUUCGCGGCCGCCUUCGGUUCUCAGUCGGAGCUCGGUCGUCGUCGCCGCCGCCCGGAAGACGACGACGCCUCCUUCGCGGAUCUCCUCCGCCGCAGCCCGCUCGUCCAGAUGGGACCCGGCAAAGACAAGACGGUCGUGGGGAAGAUCUUCCACAUCGUCGGCGACGACCUCUACGUCGACUUCGGCGCCAAGUUCCACGCCGUGUGUCGGCGGCCGCAAGGGGACGAGCUGAAGCGCGGCGACAGAGUCCGCCUGAGACUGCACGACUUGGAGUUGACCGGACGCUUUCUGGGGGCCGAGUCUGACGUCACGCUGCUGGAGGCCCACGCUACCCUACUCGGAAAAGACGGACCCACUACGACUCGCUCCUGACUUGGACUUUUUUUUAACAAAUAAAAGCUUUGUUAGCUCUUUGGAGCUCAACGACUGCAGCAGUGACCGAAUCGUCCGCAAGAUGGCGUCGUGCGAGCUGGCCUGAAUUAACAUUGAACAAAUACACAUAAAU